This is a messenger RNA of Musa acuminata AAA Group (dessert banana), 1421 nucleotides long. Its product is annotated as dihydrolipoyl dehydrogenase 2, chloroplastic-like. The transcript is spliced from 2 exons. Gene Ontology annotation, molecular function: dihydrolipoyl dehydrogenase (NADH) activity; flavin adenine dinucleotide binding. The record is from RefSeq and is a predicted model, not a curated record. The coding region runs from base 761 to 1312 and encodes 183 amino acids. Lineage: Eukaryota; Viridiplantae; Streptophyta; Magnoliopsida; Zingiberales; Musaceae.
UUGGUGCUUCAAGAGUAUACUAUAUAUAUUGCUGCUGUUGGAGUCUUUAAGUACAAGUGGUAUGACAGCUUCCAUUUGAUACUAAUUAACUAGUUAGUUUUUCCGGUAAGUAAUUUCCAACAGAAAGUAACCUCAGAUCGAAUGGUGAAGGAUUUAUAUUUCUGUUUGAUAAUUGCAGCAUUAGGUAUGUUAUAGUCUAGAUUGGCUAAAUUGGAGCAUAGAUGCUGUUCGUUUUGUGUAUUACACUUGGAUCAAUCUAGAUUGGAAUAACUACACAAUUACAUUUAUGCAAUCGAUGUUGUAUACUUUCUGCAAAUUAAUGCAGAAUACGGUAAAGGCAUUACAUUUAGGACAUGCAAAUUAAUACUAAAUGUUGUAUUACAUUUAGGACAUGCAUUACUGCAGCCGUUUACUGGCACACUGCUGCCGAUGAAACUGAAGGCUCUACAGUAAAAGACCAAAUUUUGUUUUCUUUUAUAGUUUCGGAUCCAAAAUACGUGUAUAAAUGAAAGAAAAGUGUACUGUUGCUUCCGCGCGCAGUACUCUCCGCGAUGGUCCGCAAUCGCGCGACUCAUCUCUGAAUCAACGGAAACCAACCCUGCGAUGGUCCGGUCUCCGCUCCACUUCGAAUCCUCCGCCCUCACCCGUCGGAUUUCUCCGGGCCCUCGUCCCUCUCCACAUAUAACUGUAGAUCUCCCGGCCAUGUCUCUCGCCUCCUCCUCCGCCGGCUCCAGUUUCUAAGCAUCCUUUUGCUCCAGCGAUGCCGGCUUCUCUCUCGCUCUCCCUUCCCUUCCCAACUGCCGCCCCUCCGGCAUCCGAUCCGUCGGCCGCCGCUGCCCCCUUCGGUGCAUUCUGCAGUUACGGCCGACGGUUCUGCGGCAUCCGCAGGGAGGACUCGUCACUCCGCUCGCUGAAUUGGGCGGCCUCGGGGCGGAUCACCCCGGAUUCCUCCCGGAGGUUCUCGAGGAAGAUCUUGGCCGUGGUGAAGGAUAACGGGAGCCCCGCCAAAGUCUUUGAUUAUGAUCUCGUCAUCAUCGGAGCUGGCGUCGGAAGCCAUGGCGCUGCGCUCCAUGCAGUCGAGAAGGGUUUAAAAACUACCAUUAUUGAAGGGGACAUUGUUGGUGGUACUUGUGUAAAUAGAGGAUGUGUUCCAUCUAAAGCUCUUCUUGCUGUUAGUGGUCGCAUGCGUGAACUUCAUGAUGAGCAUCACCUGAAGGCUCUGGGUCUACAGGUUUCAAGCUUCAUUUCUUCUUUUUCUUACCAUAUGUCUAGAAUCCAAAGACAAUUUGUAUACUGUUUUAUUAGUGUCUAACCUGGCAUUGAAUAACUAUGUGAAUAGCUGGGAACAUCAAAGAGACACACUAUUUACCAUCUUACUUUACAUUUGCUGUUUGUUUUUGACAAAAUACUUAAUUUGAUCA